GGAGAAGCACGAGACUAUUUCAUCUCUUCAGUCAACACACCUAAAAUUAAAUUCAUUUUUUGAUUAUUACAGGAGAGUGAUAUAAGAUGUCUACCUCGCUGAUGCAGUUGGUCUGCUUUUCUUUAGUGCUGUCCAUGUGGUCUACUGUAUACUGCUGGUCUUACCACGCGUCGAACAACACAAUGAACUGGGAAUCAGCCAGAAAAUGGUGCAGGGAACAUUUUACUGACAUGGUGGCAAUUCAAAACCAAGAGGAGAUUGAGCACCUGAAAACUCUGCUGCCCAGGAGGAGAGGCUACUACUGGAUUGGGAUUCGCAAGGUUAAUAAUGUCUGGACCUGGGUUGGAACCAACAAACCACUGACAAAAGAGGCAGAAAACUGGGCAACCAAUGAACCAAAUGGGGGCAGGCUGCAAACAUCGAGCCAAGCGGAGGAUUGUGUUGAGAUGUACAUUAAAAGGGAGGUGGAUGAAGGAAAGUGGAAUGAUGAGAUGUGCUCAAAAAGUAAAACUGCGUUGUGUUAUACAGCGUCCUGUAAAACGGAUUCAUGCCUCCAUGGUGAAUGUGUGGAGACCAUCAACAGCCACAUGUGCAAAUGCAAUCCAGGUUUUUAUGGAGACAAGUGUGAGCAAGUUGUAGAAUGUGACAAAGAUGCAGUGAUCCCCCCCCAAAAAGGAAGGGUUGAUUGCAUCCAUAAGUACGGGAACUUCUCCUAUGACUCGCUGUGCCAGUAUUCCUGUGAGGAAGGAUACCAACCAACUCUGUCAGAACCUCAGAGAUGCCUUGCAACAAAGGACUGGUCCAGUCAGGCUCCUACGUGUGAAUUGGUUCGGUGUCAGGAACUCUCUGCUCCUGCAAGAGGAUCAGUCAAUUGUUCUGACCCCCUGGAAAAAUUCAGCUAUCUUUCAAGCUGCAGCUUUACCUGUGAGGAAGGAUACCAACUGGAUGAUUCCUCCUUCUUUACUCUACAAUGUGAAUCAUCGGGGAAAUGGAACACAUCAAAGCCAUCGUGUGUCGCUGUUCAGUGUUCUGCUCUUCAGGAUCCAGACAAUGGUUUUAUGAGCUGUGAAGACAUGACUUUCAGCUAUACAAAGUCCUGCAGCUUCAGAUGUUCCCCUGGCUAUCGCCUUGUGGGACCAAGCAGGGUCACAUGCACAGCAGCAGCUGAAUGGAGUGAGCAGGUGCCACACUGUGAAGCCAUAACUUGUCAGAAUCCGGGAACAGGAGAUAAUCUGAUCCCUCAGUGCAGUGAAUCACUGNAGCUUCCAGGAAACCUGGACUGCAUCAGAUCUAACACCUGUCUCUGGUCUCUGUCAUCAGUGCUGUCCAUGUGGUCUACUGUAUACUGCUGGUCUUACCACGCGUCGAACAACACAAUGAACUGGGAAUCAGCCAGAAAAUGGUGCAGGGAACAUUUUACUGACAUGGUGGCAAUUCAAAACCAAGAGGAGAUUGAGCACCUGAAAACUCUGCUGCCCAGGAGGAGAGGCUACUACUGGAUUGGGAUUCGCAAGGUUAAUAAUGUCUGGACCUGGGUUGGAACCAACAAACCACUGACAAAAGAGGCAGAAAACUGGGCAACCAAUGAACCAAAUGGGGGCAGGCUGCAAACAUCGAGCCAAGCGGAGGAUUGUGUUGAGAUGUACAUUAAAAGGGAGGUGGAUGAAGGAAAGUGGAAUGAUGAGAUGUGCUCAAAAAGUAAAACUGCGUUGUGUUAUACAGCGUCCUGUAAAACGGAUUCAUGCCUCCAUGGUGAAUGUGUGGAGACCAUCAACAGCCACAUGUGCAAAUGCAAUCCAGGUUUUUAUGGAGACAAGUGUGAGCAAGUUGUAGAAUGUGACAAAGAUGCAGUGAUCCCCCCCCAAAAAGGAAGGGUUGAUUGCAUCCAUAAGUACGGGAACUUCUCCUAUGACUCGCUGUGCCAGUAUUCCUGUGAGGAAGGAUACCAACCAACUCUGUCAGAACCUCAGAGAUGCCUUGCAACAAAGGACUGGUCCAGUCAGGCUCCUACGUGUGAAUUGGUUCGGUGUCAGGAACUCUCUGCUCCUGCAAGAGGAUCAGUCAAUUGUUCUGACCCCCUGGAAAAAUUCAGCUAUCUUUCAAGCUGCAGCUUUACCUGUGAGGAAGGAUACCAACUGGAUGAUUCCUCCUUCUUUACUCUACAAUGUGAAUCAUCGGGGAAAUGGAACACAUCAAAGCCAUCGUGUGUCGCUGUUCAGUGUUCUGCUCUUCAGGAUCCAGACAAUGGUUUUAUGAGCUGUGAAGACAUGACUUUCAGCUAUACAAAGUCCUGCAGCUUCAGAUGUUCCCCUGGCUAUCGCCUUGUGGGACCAAGCAGGGUCACAUGCACAGCAGCAGCUGAAUGGAGUGAGCAGGUGCCACACUGUGAAGCCAUAACUUGUCAGAAUCCGGGAACAGGAGAUAAUCUGAUCCCUCAGUGCAGUGAAUCACUGGGAGUCAACUCUUCCUGUAACUUCAGCUGCGAACCAGGCUUUAAACUGCAGGGAGAGAAAAGCAUUCAGUGUUCUGAGGAUGGUCAGUGGAGUCAUGCUACGCCCACCUGCAAAGCUGUCAAGUGCCCUCUUCUUGAAGAGCCUGAAAAUGGUCGUAUGAAUUGCACAGACAGCCUGCAGGCUUUCAACUCUACAUGUUCCUUCAGAUGCAAUCCAGAUUUCCUAUUAGAUGGACACAAGAUCCUGACUUGUAAUCGUCGUGGCACUUGGACCGAAAAGAAACCCACUUGUCGAGCUGCUCCAGUUUCUGCCACUGUUGUUACUGGUGGGGUUGCAGCAGGGGGCACCGCCUUAGUAUCCGGUCUGUCUCUGGCUAUGUGGGUUAUGAAAAAACUGAAGCAGAGAGCCUCCAAGUUUGAGCUGAACAGCAGCUCCGAGGUGGAGGCACCACUCCAGGUCUACAAAAACAGCAUCGACAGUCUCAUCUAAGCAUCAACUUUAAAAAAAAAAACAACACUUAAAAAUAAAUUUAACCAAAAAGGAUUAAAGUUAGAAGUAUGAAUUUUCUCCCAAUGGGAGUUUAAUAUAGAACAUAUUGUUCUACUACACAUCAGUAUGCUGGAAAUCUAUUUUAUUUUGGCCUUUUUGUGAAUGUUGCACAAGAUUGUGGGU
Cyprinodon variegatus (sheepshead minnow) is the source of this 3125-nucleotide messenger RNA. RefSeq names its product selectin E (gene sele). Gene Ontology annotation, molecular function: sialic acid binding; calcium ion binding; oligosaccharide binding. The record is from RefSeq and is a predicted model, not a curated record. Gene Ontology annotation, cellular component: membrane; external side of plasma membrane. Lineage: Eukaryota; Metazoa; Chordata; Actinopteri; Cyprinodontiformes; Cyprinodontidae. Bases 87 to 2942 code for a protein of 951 amino acids. Gene Ontology annotation, biological process: leukocyte tethering or rolling; heterophilic cell-cell adhesion; response to cytokine. The transcript has 17 exons.